This is a messenger RNA of Canis lupus familiaris (dog), 546 nucleotides long. RefSeq names its product ER membrane protein complex subunit 8-like. Gene Ontology annotation, cellular component: EMC complex. The record is from RefSeq and is a predicted model, not a curated record. The transcript has 2 exons. The coding region runs from base 1 to 510 and encodes 169 amino acids. Lineage: Eukaryota; Metazoa; Chordata; Mammalia; Carnivora; Canidae.
AUGGUGGCAGUUGUGUUUUAUUUUUGCACGUGUGCUAAGCAUAGGCUUGAAGAGGCGGGUAGGCAGCCGGAGGCAGCACGGAGUCCCGGGGAGGUGGCCCUCACGCUGAUUGAUUCAUGGUGCAAAGAUAAUAGCUAUGUGAUUGCUGGUUAUUAUCAAGCUAAUGAACGAGUCAAGGAUGCCAGUCUGAACCGGGUCGCAGAAAAGGUGGCCUCCAGAAUCACCGAGGGCUUCAGCGAUACUGCUCUCAUCAUGGUAGACAACACUAAGUUUACGAUGGACUGCGUGGUGCCUACAAUCCAUGUGUACGAACCCCAUGAAAACAGAUGGCGGUGCAGGGACCCACACUAUAAUUACUGUGAAGACUGGCCAGAGGCCCAGAGGAUCUCAGCGUCACUCUUGGACAGCCGGUCCUACGAAACACUUGUGGAUUUCGACAACCACCUGGAUGACAUUCGGAAUGACUGGACAAACCCAGAGAUCAAUAAAGCCGUUCUACACCUGUGCUAGGGAGGGAUUUUAGUGACUGGUCUUUGGGCAUUUCUA